GCUCGCCGCAUCCCGCCGAUCUCCCCCCCGGGCGAUCCGGCCGACCCGAGACCGAGAGCCUGACCUCAUCGAACCCCGAACCUUGAACCCGCCAACCUUCUUACUCUCUCUAACCCUCGCCUCUCGCAUCGACCUCAACCUCACUCGCCCCCCAUGGCUCUCCACGCCCGCGCCCUCCUCGGCUUCCCCCCCGGCGCCAAUGCCUCCGACACCAUCCUCGCCGGCGUCCACUUCAACCGCACCGUCCUCUCCUUCUGGAACUACACCCUCUACACCAACGGCACCCUCUCCAACGGCUCCAACUGCUACGUCGUCGAGUCCCCCUACACCCCCGUCGGCCUCCUCCCCAACGGCUCCUUCGUCAACUCCACCUGGUGCUACGACCCCAUCAACCCCAUCGGCCCCCGCGCCGGCGUCGGCGUCGGCUUCGGCGUCGUCUACGGCCUCGCCCUCGUCUUCGUCCUCGCCUGCCUGACCAAGCACGGCAGGUCCCACCUGCCCGCCUCCAAGCGCUUCUACCCCGUCGGCCGCCGCUGGCAGUGGUACUACGCCAUCCUCGUCUGCGUCGCCGCCUUCAUCAGCCUCUUCACCAACAUCGACGUUGACCGCUUCUACGUCGUUGGCCUCCCCAUCGUCAUCAACAGCUUCUUCUGGUACCUCCUCCAGCAGUUCACAAUGGCCCUCGUCUGGGAGGCCGUUCGCCACUGGGGCAGCUGGAGCGAGCGCCAGGCCAUCGACCCGGACCCCUUUUCCUUGCGCGAGGGCGACCGCAGGAGCAAGAUCGAGUUCUGGGCCCCUUUGUGGUUCUACUUCUGGCUAUGGCUGAACUUCUUCCUCAUCAUCCCCCGUAACUGGGGCGAGAUCGAAAAGCAGCGCUCCCCAGACCAGACCGCCUCCCGCGCCGCCCCCAACGCCACCGACGGCCGCUUCAAGGCCGCCACCUUCUGCCUCGUUGUCUGCUGGCUCACCAUCGUCGCCUCCCUCCGCCACUCCAUCAAGCACUACUACCCGCGCAACCGCGGCCUCCUCAACAAGGCCCGCGGCUUCCUGCGCUACGUCCCGCUCCGCUUCCUCCUCAUCAUCCCGCUCGCCGGCUGCCUCGUCGCCUACCAGGGCAUCGUCUCCUGGAACUUCGCCUACUCCGUCCUCAACGCCAAGGCCUCCCUCGCCCCCGUCUACGCCGGCGGCUACGGCCCCGCCCUGCUCAUCCUCUACAUCCAGAUCGCCUACGGCUUCCUCUCCCCCAACGAGGACAAGGAGCUCAUCCGCCAGCGCCGCGAGCGCGGCACCCAGAUCGACCGCGAGAUGGGCUACGUCCCCAAACCCGCCUGGUGGAGGCGUGUCAAGAACGACGACCACCUCGUCGGCCGCAUGUCCAUGCGCGAGCGUAUCGCCAUGAACGUGCGCGAGCUCGGCGGCGGCGCCGCCACCAAUCGCGGCGUCCGCCAAAACAUCGACGCCAUGGCCGACGAGCGCGAGCAGCGCGAGCAGGCCGACCGCGAGAUCGAAAUGGGCCCCGUGAGCCGCGGCAACACCACCGCCACCGCCGCCGCCGCCCCCGUCCCCGUGCGGCCGGGUUUCGACGCCGCGCAGGGCUCGACCUUCGCCUCGUACAGCGGCAAAUCCGACCGCCGCCGGAACGAGCGGGCCAUGGCCGCCGCCGCGGACCUGCUCUUCCCCGUCGCCGGUGCGAACCGGCCCGAUCGCACCUCGGAGCUGACGCAGGACGGCCCGCCGCCGUCGUACACCGACGUUCCCGUCACCGGAGGACGCGGCAGGAGCACAGACGGCUUCAACACGCCCCACGACCCCAGCCAACGCAGCAACAGCACCUUUUCGGCCGUCUCCAUCACAGGCCAGCAGCCCCAGCAGGUAAAGAGCAUGCUGGAUAUCUGAUCUGUGUUUUUUCUGUACAUGUGACCCCUUCACACACGGGCACGACUCUGUAAAAACAAACUUACGAGCCAUGACCAUCAAAGACUAUGGGAUUGUUAAUUAUUCAAGGCGUUUUCUUAGGCGGGGUGCCUCUUAUCUGGGAUGAACAAUAUAUAUAUAUAUAUAUAUAUUUAUAACCAGAACAGGGGCGAAAUGAGAUUCCAAGUAUAGUAAUAAUAAAGACUAGUACCCGUCAGAUAUGGCCAUCCGCGCAUCUGUCUCCGUUGCCGUGUUAUAAGUGAGCCUGUCGCCAGAGGGCUAACGGGGGGAUCAUAAGCACUGUCCGAACGGGCCGACGACGACCUGCGAAUUCGCGGCUAUUUCGU
Colletotrichum navitas is the source of this 2261-nucleotide messenger RNA. RefSeq lists its product as uncharacterized. The record is from RefSeq and is a predicted model, not a curated record. The transcript is spliced from 2 exons. NCBI's taxonomy places the organism in Eukaryota, Fungi, Ascomycota, Sordariomycetes, Glomerellales, Glomerellaceae. Bases 154 to 1896 code for a protein of 580 amino acids.